AUGGCCACCCCGAUAACCCCCUCCGAAGACCAGAGCCGUCUCCUUGAGGAGGCAUUGGGAGUGGUGCGGCAGCAGUCACAGAUGAUGCGAAAAUGUCUAGAGACCCCGGGAAAAUUAAUGGAUGCGCUCAAAUGCGGGUCGACCUUAGUCUCUGAACUACGGACGCCGAGCUUAGGCCCGAAGCAAUACUACGAACUGUACAUGGCUGUGUUCGAUGCGCUGCGACACCUCUCCGUUUACCUGAAAGAGAACCAUCCCGUCAACCACUUAGCGGACCUGUAUGAACUGGUCCAGUAUGCCGGUAACAUUAUCCCGCGACUCUAUCUGAUGAUCACUGUCGGCACUGUAUACAUGUCUGUGGAGGAUGCCCCGAUUAAAGAGAUCAUGAAGGAUAUGAUGGAGAUGAGCCGAGGCGUACAGCAUCCUAUUCGAGGACUUUUCUUGAGGUACUAUCUCUCCGGACAGGCGAGGGAUCAUCUACCCACGGGAUCCGGGGACGGUCCCGAGGGUAACAUGCAAGACUCAAUCAAUUUCGUCCUGACCAAUUUCGUGGAGAUGAACAAGCUGUGGGUGCGACUUCAACACCAGGGCCCUUCUCGGGAACGGGAAAAGAGAAUGCAGGAGCGCCGGGAGUUGGAGCUUCUGGUUGGAAGCAAUGUUGUCCGACUUAGCCAGUUGGUUGACCUGGAGGGUUACAAGUCUGGUAUCCUGCAGGCUUUGCUCGAACAAGUCGUCCAAUGUCGGGAUGUGUUGGCGCAAGAAUAUUUACUGGAAGUAAUCACAAAGGUCUUCCCGGAUGAGUUCCAUCUUCACACACUCGACCUGUUGCUCUCUGCAAUUGCCCGGCUCAACCCACAUGUGGACCUGAAGAAGAUCGUCAUUGGUCUUAUGGACCGCUUGUCGGCCUAUGCGGCACGUGAGACCGAGUCGUCUGCUGAUCCAGAAUCUAGAAAGCAAAGCGAAGAAGAAGCGGUUACUAAACUGCUCGAAAACCUCAAAGUCGCAGAGGAGUCCAAGAAGGAAGUACCCGCCGAUGCCGAUGCCGAUGCUGAUACGAACGCUGCCCAGGAGAACGGCGUAGAGCAGACCUCAAAGGAGUCAGAUGAGGCCGCAACUACAAAGGAAGCAGAGGCAGAACCCAGCGCUAGCACGAACGGCGACAAAGAUGAGAAGGCUAAAAUCCCGACAGACGUCAAGCUUUACGAUGUAUUUUACGGGCAGGUGGUCAACCUAAUCAAAUCGCGUGGCCUCCCCAUCCAAGAUACCAUGGCUCUACUGGUUUCACUCGUUAAUCUUGCGCUGAACACGUAUCCCAACCAACUAGAAUACGUCGACCAGAUUCUCGAUUUCGCUACCCGCGAGACUGCGGAGUAUGCUGAUCACGCAGAUUUGCACUCUGCUCCGACACAGCAGAACCUUUUACAUCUUCUCCUUGCUCCUCUACGCUCAUACGUCUCGAUCUUCACAGCAUUGGCUCUGCCACACUAUCUUCCUCUCUUGACAGCGCAGUCCUAUACUACAAGGCGGUCCGUUGCAGGCGAGAUUGCCCGUAGCAUUCUGAAGAACCGGACGCUUAUCACCACUACGGAGAACUUGGACCGUGUGUUACAAGCGUUGAGGGUCCUGAUCAAGGAAGGCACACAGCAAGCUAUGGGACUUGGUUUGCAAGCCCAGCGCCGAGGUGAGACGGAUGAGACCAUCGAGGAACAAGGGUGGCUUGGGCGGUUAAUCCACUUUAUUCAAGCUCCAGAAAAUGAUACCCAGUUGAAGCUACUUCAAGCAACUCGCAAAGCCUACGCCGAUGGUAACGAGCGGAUCCGCUACACGACUCCAGCUCUCAUCACCGCUUCGAUACGGCUGGCACGUAAGCUGAAAUCCCGCGAGCAUUAUGAUGACAAUUGGCAGUCGCAAUCGUCGGCGCUCUACCGCUUCAUGCACCAAUGUGUCAACAACCUCUAUCAACGUGUGAACCCUGGCUGUGCUGAUCUGGCAUUACGCCUAUUCGUAAUGUGCGGUGAGGUGGCCGACCAGACAGGGUUUGAGGAAUUUAGUUAUGAGUUCUUUGCACAAGCCUUUACCAUCUAUGAGGACUCCAUCAGCGACUCCCGUGCUCAGUUCCAGGCGGUCUGCAUUAUUGCUGGCGCUCUCCAUGGAUCCCGGGGAUUCUGUAAGGAGAACUACGACACACUCAUUACCAAGGCCGCCCUGCACGGUAGCAAGUUGCUCAAGAAACCCGAUCAAUGCCGAGCGGUGUACCUGGCCAGUCACCUGUGGUGGGUUGUGGAAAACCCACAACGAGGCGAGGACGAUCCCAAGAACCUUUACCGCGACGGUAAGCGCGUACUUGAAUGUCUUCAACGUGCUCUCCGCGUUGCGGACGCCUGCAUGGACACCGCUGUGUCCGUUGAGCUCUUCGUCGAGAUCCUAAACCGCUACGUCUACUACUUCGAUCAACAGAACGAAACCGUAACCACCAAAUAUCUCAACGGCCUCAUCGAGCUCAUCCACUCUAACCUGCAAACGAACGAAGACGAGCCAAACCCCAGCUUGGAGGGACCCAUACGCCACUUCCAGCGCACCUUGGACUACAUCCGGUCAAGAGAGUAUGAAGGUGUUGUGACGGAGUUUAAGCAGUGA
Messenger RNA from Aspergillus oryzae RIB40, 2637 nucleotides. Its product is annotated as vacuolar protein sorting-associated protein 35. The transcript is spliced from 5 exons. Gene Ontology annotation, cellular component: retromer complex; retromer, cargo-selective complex; late endosome. NCBI's taxonomy places the organism in Eukaryota, Fungi, Ascomycota, Eurotiomycetes, Eurotiales, Aspergillaceae. The record is from RefSeq and is a predicted model, not a curated record. Gene Ontology annotation, biological process: retrograde transport, endosome to Golgi; intracellular protein transport. Bases 1 to 2637 code for a protein of 878 amino acids.